AUGUUUAUGCCAUUUACAUAUUCAUCAGAAAUGCAACUUUCAAGACAAUUUUGUUCUUAUUGUACUUGUCAUGGUUAUAUUCGUCGACGAAUAAAUUCAUUAAAUACUUAUUUGAUGAUAUAUUUCAUUUUAUUUUCUAUAAUGAUCUAUUAUCAUUCAUUAACAUCUUCAAAAACAACUCAAUUUGAUAUUCAAUCAUCAUCAUCAUCAUCAUCUUCUUCUUCUAAUCGAAUAAUGUAUGUAAUUCGAACAAGUUCAAAAUUUUAUACAACUCGUUUAAAAUAUCUUCUUCAAACAUGGAUAUUAUUAGUUAAUGAACAUGUUUAUUUUAUAACAGAUAAAAUUCUACCAAAUAUAUCAUAUAAUCAUUUUAUUCUAACAGAAAAAAUAUGUGGUCAUGAAAAACAUGCUAUGAAUACAUUAUGUUGUAAAACAGCACAUGAUUUUAUAUUUUUUCAUCGUUAUCUAACUAAAUAUGAUUGGUUUUGUCAUUUUGAUGAUGAUCAAUAUGUUAAUAUUAAUAAUUUAGAAAAAUAUUUAUCUACAUUAAAUUUUAAUCGUCCAUAUUAUAUUGGACGUAAUUCAUGGUCUAAACCACUUAAUCGAUUAAAACAACCAUAUCCAUAUCCAUUUUGGUUUGCUACAUUAGGUGCUGGUGUAUGUUUAUCAAAAUAUUUAGUUCAUUUACUUGAACCUUAUACUAGAAAUAUUUCAAAAUUUAUUAAUGGUUGUUUAAAAGAAAAUUAUCAUGAUGAUAUAUAUUUAGGUUUUCUUAUAUCUGCUUAUCUUAAUGUAACAUUAACAAAAAAUAUUCGUUUUCAUUCACAUUUAGAAAAAGAUUUUUAUAAAGAUAAACAAAAAUUUUUCAAAAUAUUUACUGAACAAAUAACAUUUGGCUUUUUUUAUCCUUAUAAUUAUCCAAAUUUUCUUCCAAAUUUUUAUCAAUCUCAUUUAGAUCGUUCACAUAUACGUACACUUCAUUGUCUAUUAUAUCCAUAUAUAUUUGAAUGUCAAAUAAAAAUACGUCAAUAUCUUUUAAAUAUGACGAAAUAA
Messenger RNA from Rotaria sordida, 1053 nucleotides. NCBI's taxonomy places the organism in Eukaryota, Metazoa, Rotifera, Eurotatoria, Philodinida, Philodinidae. The record is from the annotation of a GenBank genome assembly.